Messenger RNA from Pristis pectinata (smalltooth sawfish), 3700 nucleotides. RefSeq names its product nucleotide-binding oligomerization domain-containing protein 1-like. Gene Ontology annotation, biological process: regulation of apoptotic process. The transcript is spliced from 13 exons. The record is from RefSeq and is a predicted model, not a curated record. Lineage: Eukaryota; Metazoa; Chordata; Chondrichthyes; Rhinopristiformes; Pristidae. Gene Ontology annotation, molecular function: protein binding. The coding region runs from base 366 to 3347 and encodes 993 amino acids.
CGGGGCUGCUGCUGCAAGUACAAGGCUCUGUCCGUGCCCGAGCCGCUCACAGGAGUCGACCAACCCUGGGCCGGCCACCCCUCGGUCCCGAACCAUCCCGUGCGUUCGCUUCGCCCGCUGAAGACACCACUGAGGUGCCAGAGGUGCCCAGUGUGCGUGUGGGGGGAGAGGAAAGCGUGUGCCCGGGAGGUUGCGUGUGCCGGGGCACGGUGCCCGGGAUAGGGGUUAAACUCGAUGGAGAACCAAAGAUAGCUUUGAAAAAAAUAUGCUGACUAUUUAAGUCAUCUGAGGGAGUGUAGGAAAAACUGCUGUCACCCAACUAGGGAGAUGCAAAGAAAACCAAGUGAAGAGCAUGGCAGAGGAGGAUGGUAGAAGCACAUGAUUCCAGUGCCCAGGAUGUUUGUGCAAGAAUGGAUGGAGUGUGCCAGCUUGGGUCUCAGCAGCAGGUGCCUUUCAUUUUGGCUCACUCGUUCAUUAGGUUGUUGAAGUUUCACCGAGAAGUCUUGGUGGGUCGUAUCACAAACACAGAGUGCGUGCUGAGCAACCUACUGAAACACAAUUACAUUUCCAAUGAGGAGGCCGAGCUAUCGCAGCAGCAGCCAACACAACCAGCUAAGGUUCGACAAAUAUUGGAUCUAGUUGAGAGCAAGGGAGAAGAAACAGCAGAAUACUUCUUACACAUUUUGUACCAAGCCAGUGAGGUUUACACAGAUCUAAGCCCAUGGCUGAAAGAAAUACAGUAUCAGCCAUCAGAACACAUCCAGGCUAAAUCUGUAAUUAUUACAGACACCGUCUGCCAGUACAUUCAAAAGAUCAAACAGGAUCUACGGCAGGACACAAGGUUCGUCACUUCAUAUGUCAGGAAAGAAGAUAUUUUAUUGGAGGAUACAUACACUGAGACACUUAUGGAGUUAAUCAAUGCAGUCAAUGAAACCAUAGGAACCAUCUCCCACUUGGAGGAUUUGUUCAGUGACAGUGGAAUCAUUAAUGAAGAUGCAGAAACUGUGUUUGUAACUGGUGAUGCUGGAGUGGGAAAGACCAUACUCCUACAGAGACUUCAGAACUUGUGGUCGAAGGGUGAGCUCUGUGCUGAUGUUAAGUUCUUCUUCAAGUUUAGAUGCAGACUGUUCAACAGCUUUAAGGAGGAAGACAAGAUCUCUCUGCGAGAUCUUCUGUUCAAGUACAACUGUUACCCUGAUAAGGACGCUGAUGAGAUAUUCAGUUACAUCCGACAACAUCCAACCACUGUUCUCUUUACAUUGGACGGGUUUGAUGAAAUUAAUGUGGACAGUGACCUUAAUGAUAUCCCCGAUGUCUCAUCACCCUUUGAGCCCACGCACCCAAUAGCCCUGCUGUUGAACCUUCUCCGAGGAAAGUUAUUAAAAGGUGCCAAAAAAUUGUUAACUGCAAGGACAGGCACAAACUUACCAUUGAGGAUGGUGAGAAAGAGAGUGACGCUGAAGGGCUUUUCCAAGGAACAUUUGCUGGGUUACUUGAAGAAGUUUUUCAAAGACAAGGCUGAUCGAACUUUGGUUCUGACCCAGCUGGAGGCAAACCCUCACCUGUGCAGUCUAUGUACAGUACCAUUGUUUUGUUGGAUUAUAUUUAAAUGCUACGAACACUUUCAGUCCUCAAGCAGCCCUCAGCGGUUGUUGGAUUACGUCACACUAACAGACAUUUACCUGUUGAUGUUGGAGGUAUUCUUGAAUCGUUCUACCAAGGUGGGAUUGAACAAGCAAAGCAAUAGUCAAAAUGAGACCUUUAAAGCAAGGAAGUGUGUGUUGAUGCGUUUAGGAAAAUUGGCAAGGAGAGGAAUUGAAAACAACAACUUUGUCUUCAGUCAGGAGGAAAUCACAGCGGCCAACAUCUCUGAAGAAGAUUUACAGUUGGGUUUUAUCAAAACUGCAGGCCAUUAUGAUGGAUGUGGGAACCAGUCAACAUACGAGUUUCUUCAUUUAACCCUCCAGUCAUUUUUCACUGCUUUUGUCUUGGUUGUAGAUGAGGAAAUCAGUGCCAGAGAAACCAUUAAGUUUUUUGCCAAAUGUGAUAACCACAUGACUGGAGCCCGGGUCAAUAGUCUUCUGUUACAUUGUUUGGGCUAUAACACAUACCACAGAAAGGAAUCAUUGGACAUGAAUGAACACUUGCAGUUCACCAUUCUUUUCCUUUGUGGCCUCCUGUCUAAAGCUAAAAGGGACUUUUUCAAACAUUUGUCUUCCAUGAGGAGUGUCCAAAGAAAGCGCUCAGCACUCAAGACCUACCUUGCCGACCGUGUAGAAGCACAUUUAAAAAAUCUUCCUCAUUCCCCAUUCCAAGGCUUUUCUAGAGUACAAGCCUUGCCCCGUUUUAUCUGGCUGUUGCGCUACAUUUUUGAAACUCAGAGUGAAGCGGUCGCCAGUCUUGCAGCUAGGGGAAUUUGUGCCGAUUAUAUCAAACUCACCUUCUGCAAUGCCUUCUCUGCUGAUUGCAGUGCAAUUGCAAAUAUUUUGCGCCAUCGUAAAAAGUUGAUUGCACUUGAGUUGGACAACAACAAUAUUAAUGACUAUGGGGUGAAAGAACUAGUUCCUUGUUUCGAUAAACUCACAGUUGUCAGGUUGAGUGUAAACCAGGUUACAGAUGACGGAGCUAAGGUGCUGGCUGAAGAACUCACAAAAUACAAAAUUAUUAAAUAUCUUGGCCUGUACAGGAAUCAGAUCACUGACGUUGGUGCCCAGUCCAUUGCCCGAGUCAUUGAAGAAUGUUCAAGUCUUCAAACAUUGAAAAUUGGGCUCAACAAACUUACAAGUGUAGGAGGGAAAUUAUUAGCUCAAGCAAUUCAGAAAAACAAGGCGUUCAAAGACUUGGGAAUGUGGGGGAACCAGAUUGGAGAUUUGGGUGCUGUAGCCUUUGCUGAAGCUUUAAGGAACCAUCCUUCAAUACAGGAGCUCAGUCUGGCAGCCAAUGGCAUUUCCACGGAAGGCGGUAAAAGCUUGGCAACAGCACUGCGAGACAACAGUUCCCUGAAGAUAUUUUGGUUGACAGAAAAUCAGUUGAAUGAUGAUGCAGCAUUAAUUUUUGCAGAAGCACUCAGGAUAAACAAAAGCCUGCUUCACUUAUGGCUGAUAAACAACAAAAUUACUGCUGUGGGAGUAAACCAUUUCCUAGAAGUACUCGAUGAAAAUGCAACAAUUGAAGAGAUAUGCUUGAAUGGUAAUAGCAUAUCUGCUGAAGAAGCCAAAACAUUUGGAAAUGAAAAAACGGUUGGUACUGUGAAUGGCAUUUCUUGUGAUGAAUAUACUGGAGACUUUGAGCAUAGUACUGUUGCAAAAUGCUCACCAAGUCAAGGAAGUUUCUUUAGGUAUUGUUAAGUUGUUUCUUUUGUGGACGUGUUGACAACUCUAAGGACUGAAACUGUGCUGGAGAACCGUGGUGUUUUCUGUUAGCUCUGAAAGUAUUGAAAGGGACUGUACUACUCUUUGGACAUGACCAGCCUGUUAACUACAAUCCCAAGGCUUCAUUGCAAAGGUAUAAACAGAGCCAUGACAGCUACUGAUGAGGACUAUUCUCUCAUCACUGAUUCAAAUGAUGAUGUAUUCUGAAUUAACACAGAUUGGAAUUUCCAUUAUUCAGAUGCAUGCAGGCAACCAAAUGUUUGUAGUUAUUUAUCUUUAUUUAAGCCACAACAUUCUGAUGGUUUAUAAAAUAAAUAUCAAGGAAUGAA